Hyphopichia burtonii NRRL Y-1933 is the source of this 2460-nucleotide messenger RNA. Its product is annotated as phosphatidylinositol-3-phosphatase. Gene Ontology annotation, molecular function: phosphatase activity. Bases 61 to 2319 code for a protein of 752 amino acids. The transcript has a single exon. The record is from RefSeq and is a predicted model, not a curated record. Gene Ontology annotation, biological process: dephosphorylation. Lineage: Eukaryota; Fungi; Ascomycota; Pichiomycetes; Serinales; Debaryomycetaceae.
CUAUAAGAUUAAAAGCUAGUUUAUCGAUUAAAGAUUGCGUUUUAUUGAUCUUGCGUCAAGAUGGAUGUUCCGAAUGUAUCGACGGUACAUAAUGUCACGUUAUCUCGUCGGGGAUAUAGCAUCACUGGGAGCUUGGUAUUAUCCCGUUAUCAUCUUGUUUUCAGUUUUAAUCCGAAUCCAAAAGACCAACAAGCUGCUUUGAGAGAAAUAUGGAUAUGUUAUCCAAUAAUUGAUAAGAUGAAAAAGUCCAGGGGAAGCUCUUGGAUUGAGAAGCAUAGCUCGAAUGGAUCUAAUAGUAACCCAAAUUUUAAUGACAUUGAUCUCUCCACACCUCGAUAUCCUAUUGAUGACUAUGAUCAUUAUUCCUCGUCACACAUAAAGCUUCAAUGUAAAGACUUCACCUACUACUCAUUUGAUUUCAUUAAUGAUAUGAUAUGUACCGAGGUUUUCCGAAAAUUAAGUUUGUUAAUUACAGCAGCAAAAUCGAAACAUAGCAUACGAGAGUUCUAUGCUUUCGAUUAUAAACCAAAUUUGAUUGAGCAACAACUACCGGUGAAAGGUUGGGACUUAUACGAUCCACUAAGGGAAUAUGAGAGACAAGGGCUUAUUGGAGAUAAAGGGGAAGGUAACAGUUAUUGGAGAGUUAGUGAGGUUAACAGAGAAUAUAAGUUUUGUCCAUCUUAUCCCAAUACUUUGAUUAUUCCAGCGUCUAUAUCAGACAAUGUGUUGAAGCAUGCAAGCAAGUUCAGAUCUAAACAGAGAAUCCCUGCAAUAGUAUAUAGACAUAGAUCAGGAACCAACGGCAACGUUAUUGCUCGUUGUUCACAACCUCUAGUUGGAUUGAAUAUCCAAAAUCGGUCAAUACAGGAUGAAAGAUUAAUUGCUGAGAUUUUUGAAAGUCAAAAGAGGGAAAGAUCUGAUAAGCUGAAUUAUGAUAAUGACCCAUUAAAGAGUCAACCGCAAAAAAAUUUAAUUGUUGAUUUAAGACCUAUAACCAAUGCCAUGGCACAACACGCAUUGGGAGCAGGUACAGAGAAUAUUGAUAAUUAUAGAGGUAGAAUGAAGAAUGAAGAUAAAAAGGUAGCCAAUGGCUCCCCUAGUGAUGACAAUACCAAAUCAGAUGACUCUGCAAAUGAUUCUAAAGGUUUGUAUCAUGUGGAUAAAAUUUUUUGUAAUAUUGAUAACAUUCAUGUUAUGAGAGACUCGUUAAAUAAGCUUAUCAGCAUAUUGAGUGAAUUAGAUAAAUAUCCGGUAUCGACUAAUGCCAAUAAAACACCGAUCCCGUUACUUCAACAAUCUUUGAAUAAAACCCAAUGGCUUCAUCGUAUAUCUAUAGUGCUCCAAUCUGUUGAUCGAAUUACUAAGUCAGUGCACUUAAAUAAUACUAAUGUCGUGAUUCACUGUUCGGAUGGUUGGGAUAGAACAUCUCAAGUAUCUGCAUUACUGCAACUAUGCUUGGACCCUUACUAUAGAACCAUAGAAGGGUUUAUGGUUUUAAUUGAAAAAGAAUGGGUUAGCUUUGGGUUUAAAUUUGCUACAAGAGGUGAUCAUGGCGGGUGUGUUGGGGCAUUAGUUCCCAAACAGUCCAUGAGCCAAAACCUGGGGGAUUCGUAUUCCAGUAAAAUAUCCCAGACAAUUGAAUCAGCGAUUUCCGAAGACCCCCAAAAAAUUAACGGAGGAGGGAUGAGUCUGUUCUUACAAAAAGCAGCUAGGGCAGCCAAUCACCUUAAAAAUACUGCUCAAAAUGCAGCAGCUUCGUCAUCGUCAUCAGCAUCAACCAAUGGCUCCGAUGUUGAUGGAGAUGGUAAGUCAUCGCCAUUUUCAACUUCUUCUUAUAGUGCCAGCAAUGAAAAAUCUCCAAUAUUUCAUCAAUUCUUGGAUUGCGUUUACCAAAUUUAUCGCCAGCAUCCUUGUGAGUUUGAGUUUAAUAGUAGGUUUUUGAAAAGACUCUUCUACCAUUAUUAUUCAUGUCAAUACGGAAGCUUUUUAUGUGAUUCAGAAAGAGAGUUAAAAGAAGUUUAUCAAGUUCAAAAUUCAACAGUUUCAGUGUGGGACUACUUCAAAUCAAGACCAGCUGAAUUUUGCAAUAAACUGUAUAAACCCAAUUCCAGAUCUCCAUCUCCGUCAUCGGAUGAUUCUAGCUCAAGCCUGAAGGAUAAGGAUGACGACCUGGUACUAUUUUUCAACUUCACGGAUGUCAAGUGGUGGUAUGAGCUUUAUGGGAGAUCAGAUGAAGAAAUGAACGGCUUAUCCAACUCUCUAGAUCGUAAAUUUGCCCAAAUGAAGCUUCAUAGCUCAUCACCUUCACCUUCGACUUAACAAAAAGGGAAAAUACCGAAGGAGAAGUCAUCUAAUAUCGGAAACUUGGCUCCCUUUAUUCACCUUAAAGUAUAUGAGACCAUGACUAUCAUUUCUGCAUUUCUUUUUAAUCAGAUUUUUAGACAAAUACGAUAAUUUUGC